AUGGGAAAUAUGCCUCAUGUUACAUUGAAUAACUUAGCCAAAGUGCACGGUCCACUCAUGUCAUUGCGCCUUGGCGGCCAACUCCUCAUUGUUGGAUCAUCUCCAACUGCUGCAAUGGAAAUUUUGAAGACCCAUGAUCGUGUAUUAUCAGGUCGAUACAUUGCGCAUGUAGUUCCAGUUAAAAGCCCAGAACUCAAUCACUUAUCACUUGUAUUUGCAAGUGAAUGCACUAAACCAUGGAAGUUCUUAAGGACAAUUUGUCGCACCGAGUUGUUCUCUCCUAAAGCAUUAGAUUCUCAAAUCAAGUUGAGGGAGAAGAAGGUGAUGGAGAUGGUGGAAUUUUUGGGUAAAAACGGAGGGAAAGUAGUGAAUAUUGGGGAAACUGUGUUUGCAACUGCUAUCAAUAUUUUAGGCAAUGUUAUGUUCUCGUGGGAUUUGGUAGAUUUACAGGGGAGGGGCAUGGGUGGGGAGAUGAAAGAACUCAUAACAAGAAUUCUAUACUUGCUUUCUUUGGCUAAUGUAUCAGAUUUUUAUCCCAUCGUAGGUCGAUGGGAUAUUCAAGGCAUACGAAAGAAGACCCAUGAGGCCUUUAGGAGAGUGUUUACAAUUUGGGAUGACAUUAUUACAGAUAGAAGAGAACAGACUAAAGAUUCAAGACCAAGAGAUUUUUUGGACUACUUGCUUCAUAUCGGAUUCAACAAUGAUCAGAUCAAUCAAUUUUUCAUAGAAUUGUUUAUUGGUGGAAGUGAAACUACUACUGAGACAACAACAUGGGCAAUGGCAGAGCUAAUAAAAAAUCAAGAAUCCAUGCAAAAGCUUCGCAAAGAGCUCGCAAAUGAGAUUGGUGGGAACAUUGUGAGGGAUUCUCAUUUACCCAACCUGCCCUAUCUACAAGCCUGUAUCAAAGAGACAUUGAGAUUGCACCCCGUUGUGCCCUUAGUCGUUCCUCACCAAGCCUUGGAAACCUGCGAGGUCAUGGGUUAUAAUGUUCCCAAGGACUCUCAGGUGCUUGUGAAUGUGUGGGCGAUAGGUCGAGAUGCCAAGCAUUGGAAGGAUCCCUUAAGCUUCAAGCCAGAGAGAUUUUUAAAUUCAAGUUUGGAUUACAAAGGAAAUGAUUUUGAAUUCUUACCUUUUAGUGCAGGAAGGAGAAUCUGCCCAGGCCUGCCCCUAGCUGCAAGAAAAAUUCCUUUAUUUGUUGCGACGUUGGUGCACUCAUUCGAUUGGCAUCUCCCUGGAAACAUGGAUGCAACCAAACUUGACAUGAGUGAGAAGUUCUCUACAACAUUGCGGAGGGAACAACCUUUACAUCUUAUUCCUAGUGUAAGGAAAUAG
This is a messenger RNA of Malania oleifera, 1332 nucleotides long. Its product is annotated as (S)-N-methylcoclaurine 3'-hydroxylase isozyme 1-like. The coding region runs from base 1 to 1332 and encodes 443 amino acids. Lineage: Eukaryota; Viridiplantae; Streptophyta; Magnoliopsida; Santalales; Ximeniaceae. The transcript has 2 exons. Gene Ontology annotation, molecular function: heme binding; monooxygenase activity; oxidoreductase activity, acting on paired donors, with incorporation or reduction of molecular oxygen. The record is from RefSeq and is a predicted model, not a curated record.